ACACACACUACGCAUAUAAAUUGUACAAUUUCAAUGUUGCACAUAAAAAACCCUCUCUCUCUCUACAUUAGUACGCAAUACACAUACAUACCUGCAGGUCCUGCACUGAUAAAUCUCUAAUUUGUAGGGUUUUUGUGUCUCUGCGACCCCACCAGUCGCUUGUUCAGUGGGAUCUUCUAAGACCUUGGCAAGAGACUACUGGAUCUCCUGGAUUACUAAUGGAUCGGCAGCCUCAUGAUUAUGGGCCUCCUAUGACAUAUGGGCAGCAGCAGCAAGCGACUAAUAUGCAACAGCAACAACAAUAUGGUUAUCAUCCACAACAUCAACAAUUUCCUCCAUCUGUCCAUGGUCCUCCAUUUUUGCCCCCUCAUCCUUCCCUUCAACAGUUUCCCUACCCCCGUCCAAUGCAACAAGCCCAACUCUAUCCACAUUUACCUCCCCAUCCUCACCUUCAUCAACAGUCACAAGCUUCUUUCCCUCAGCAUGUGCCCCCACAUCUUGCUCCAUCACCUUUCCAUAGUCCAUAUGAGUCUGCACCCCCCCCUGCGCCACCGCCAUCUGAUCCCGAACUUCAAAAGCGUAUUGAUAAGUUGGUUGAAUAUGCUGUCAAGAACGGUCCGGAGUUUGAAGCUGUGGUCCGCGAAAGAGAGCAAGAUAAUCCUGCUUAUGGUUUCCUUUUUGGUGGUGAAGGGCAUAAUUACUACCGCUAUAAGCUUUGGAUGGCAACAAGACCCCUCAUGGGUCCUUUCAGCCCUCCUUUCCCAUCUUCAAUGCCCGUGAUGCAUCCUCCCAACCCCAUGUUGAAUUCAGCACCUCAUAAUGCUCCGAAUGCUGCUGCAGUUUCUCCUUCAGUACUCGGUUCUGCUCACCUCCAGCAACCUCCAUUUCCGCCGUUCUAUGAGCAGCAGCACCCUCAUCACUCUCAGCCAUUGGUUGGUCAUAGCCGUCCUGAAUUUGAUCAACCUUACAGACCUUUCAAAGGUCUAUCUAGACCGCUUCCAUCUGAUGUUGAGAUGGAGCUGAAUGGUGUUCUCAACAAUCUUACUGGUACAAAGGAGUCAAUUAAAGGUGCCAAGACUUGGUUUAUGCAGAGGUCUCCUUUUGUACCUGCCCUGGCUGAGGCACUCCGAGAUAGGGUGUUUUCCCUAGACGAUUCUGAGAGACAGCUGCAUAUAGUAUACCUUGCCAAUGAUAUUCUAUUUGACAGCUUGCAGAGGCGAAUCAACCCUCAAGAGCUUGAUAAUGAGGCGCUUGCCUUUAAGCCAGUUUUGGGUUCUAUGCUGGGAAGGAUAUACCACAACCCGCAGAACAAAGAGGAAAACCAGUCACGUCUUCAGAAAAUCUUACAAUUCUGGGCCACAAAGGAAGUGUAUGAUCAAGAUACCAUCUUCUCGCUUGAAAAUGAGAUGAUGAGUGGGAUGCCACCAAAUCCUUUUCCAGGUCCUCAUGCAGGUGCAGCUGCUGUGGCAGGAGAUCAUUCUGCUGGCCCAGGACCGCACCAGGUGGCGAACCAUAACUCAUGGCAGCCUGAUAAGCACAACUCCAUUUCAAAUACACCGGAUCAAGAAUAUGCAGAAAAACAAGCUCCUUCAGUAUCAUCUCUGCCAGCCCAGCAAUUUCAUCCCAGUUCAAUUCCUCCCAGUGGGUUUACUGGAUCGUUGCCUGUGCCUUCCGCUGUUCAACCAUCAAAUCUACAAACGGCACCUACUCCCGGCAAAGUUGGUGAAAAACUUCCCCCUUACCCUUUGUUUCCACCUGGUCUUAUUCCAGGUAUGGUCAGAAAGAUGCAGAUUGGUAGUGGGGUGCCUUACUCUCCAAUGAGCCCUCUGGAUAUUCCCACUGUGAUUCCACCAUCAAAUGUAUCACAGUCAGAAAUUCUCGAGAGAGUGUCAAAAUUCUUUAGAGAGAUAGGAGAGGUUAACCCAUCUGAAGGACCCAUGAAGUCAUCAGAAUCAAGGGAUGAUGACGACUAUGAAUAUGAAAGAGAGCUUCCAGCCCGUAAGGGAGGAGCUUGCAUCCCUCCACCUCCUAGCCUAAACAUCGACCCAGAUACUGGAACUCUUGCUGAUGGAAGUGUAGAACGAAAACCUGGAUCAAGUAGUUCUGGCAGAUUGGGACUUGGGGCAACGGCUGAUCCAAAUGAGCCGAGUCAAUAUGACGAUGUCUACUCUUCAUACAGAAAACAGAGAAGCACCAAUUACCAUUCAUCUAUGAGUGCAAGAGCUGCAGCAAGGUAAAACAUGAUGCAGUAUUAAAUGUAGGCGGAUGAAUUCACGUUAAAAGAUCCUGAAUUUUCUUUUUAUGUGAGAUACAUUUUGUUGAUCUAUGGAUUUGUAACUUUAUCUGUAUUUUACUUGAUUUAAUCGGUUUGGUAGAACUUUUACCGCCUCUUGCAGACGUUGUGACAAUGAUCAAAUAUGUGAAAAUAUACAAAACUGCUGUGAUACUGCACUGACUAAAAGGUUACCUUUUAGUCGAAAACACUGCCGUUCUUGAAUGUACCAUUGCAGGGGAUUGUUUGUUGUCGUUAA
Messenger RNA from Sesamum indicum (sesame), 2531 nucleotides. Its product is annotated as SWAP (Suppressor-of-White-APricot)/surp RNA-binding domain-containing protein. Gene Ontology annotation, biological process: intracellular calcium ion homeostasis; RNA processing. Gene Ontology annotation, molecular function: RNA binding. Gene Ontology annotation, cellular component: perinuclear region of cytoplasm. NCBI's taxonomy places the organism in Eukaryota, Viridiplantae, Streptophyta, Magnoliopsida, Lamiales, Pedaliaceae. The record is from RefSeq and is a predicted model, not a curated record.